AUGCCGUGCGAUUUCUACAUUGGGAAGGAUGUGGCUCAUGCCAGUGACGAGUUGGACUUCUAUGCGCGCCUGCGCGAGGCGGUGAAGGAAAGCGCAAGUUGGUCGGCCUUCGGGUGUAUGGCCAUGGCUUGCCCUGGCAUUGUGCGCCUGGAGUGUGUGAACGCCAAGUCGCAGCAGCGCUCCAAGCGGCUUCUUCUGUUACUGGAGAAUCUGCGGCAGGGCUUCGAGCGCAUGCGCCUGCUCGAUGUCAAGCUCGGGGCCGAGACGUCCGUCGCGUGCUGGAAGGGCAAGAGUCGCCUGAACGCGUGGAAGAAUGCCUGUGUGGACCAACGAACGAACUCGGCGGUGGAAGGCUUCCGCUUGGAGGGCAUGGAGCUGCCCCCAAGGUCCUUAGAGAGGCGGAUGGCCCAAGUGCUCCAAACCAAGAGCUUGGCCACCGCCAAGAUCUCGGCCAAGGUCAUCCGGCGCUUCAUGCUGCAAAGACUUCGGGCCAACGACUUCUUGGAGUGCUGGCUGGAUGUUUCUGAUGUUUCUGAUGUUUCUGAUGGGGCUCUUGGUGCCCUUGGGGAGCUUCACGCCCAGAAAGCCGCCUUAGGUGCUUUCAAGCAGCUGGAGCGGCUGCUUACAGCUGUGCUGGGCCUGGAUGUUCCGCAGCAGUGGAUCGGCUCAUCGGUCGCAUUGGCCAUGGAGACUGGGAAGUUCAGCACGCAGCCGCGAGUCGCGGUGAAGGUCUUCGAUUGGGGUCGGGCCGAACUUUCCACCGCGGCUGACUUCAGCUCCUUGGCCCCUGAAGAGAAGGAGACCCGGGCAAGGUACUGGAAGCAGUACCUCCAAUCCUUGGCGCGCAUGUAUUGGGAGUUGGGCCGACUGGUGGCCCACCGAUGUUGCUGCCCCCUGUGGUCAGUCCUCGUGCUCGAGCUGCGCGUCUUUGCACCUGUCGUUCUGAGAGCCGCGUUGCUGGGCGAGAGCCUUUCAACCUCCCAGGAGACUUUGGGAAUGGGGCUCUUCCAGAUGUCCCCAGAGGGCGGGCAUGGGGAGAUCUCAUUACCACUGCUGGGCACUGGGCAGAAGGAAACCCUUCUGGGGUCCCUGCGGCUUCGCAUUGGCGUUCCUGCUCAGGGAGUGGGCGCUUGCUCCGUCGAGGUUUGUGAGACCUUCGAUGUGGAGCUCAGUGACCUGGCCGGGCUCAUUGUUACCGUGAGAGUCAUCGCUUUCGAGCGGCCGGGGGACGCGCGGAUGCAUCUCGAGGCCUUCCAGUCUGGCUGCCCAGCUCCUGCGCCACGAGGGCAUGUCUGUUGCCGGAGCACAGGGCCGGCCGCCGCCACCCAGAACAAGCUGGUCUGGCAGGAUCAUCUCGAGUUUCGUGGGCUUGGGGAUGCUGCGCAAGCCGUCCAGGCGGAGGUGCAAGCCUCUCUGACAUCAGUGGGCGUGGAUUGCACGGAUGAUUGGCUGGCCCGAAUGCCGCCUUCCACUACAGAACCGGAGGAUGUGGAGGAGAAGGCGGCUGCCUUCUUGGCUUGCGUGCUUCCGAAAGUGGACGCCGCAAAGUGGACCUUGCAGUGA
This is a messenger RNA of Symbiodinium natans, 1563 nucleotides long. NCBI's taxonomy places the organism in Eukaryota, Dinophyceae, Suessiales, Symbiodiniaceae. The record is from the annotation of a GenBank genome assembly.